CACCACUGGGUGGUGUGGUGGUGGUGAAGCUGGUGGUGCUUCUGAAGAUUCAUCUCCAACUCAUUCACACAUUUUUGCACUUUGAGCUUCUGUUUUUUGGUUUUGAAGAAUUUUCCCAAAUUGUACGUUCAUGUAAUUCGAAGAAAUGCUCGACUGUGCAACAAUUAAAAAACGAUUUACAAAGUCACCGUAUUCUAUAUUCACCUUGUCUUCGGAUGUUGGUAAAUCAUUUGAAGAUGAUUCUCCGUGUAAGGAAGAGGCCCCCAAAACCCAAAUCCAACAUUCCGUUCGAGAUUUUUGCGAACAAACUACGUUUCAUGGUGUUAACAUGAUAUUCACCACUUCCUUAUAUUGGGUUCGGUUUCUAUGGGUGGUCGUCAGUUUAGUGUGCAUCUGCUUAUGCAUGUACUCAUUCUCACAUGUCAAGGAUAAAUACGAUAGGAAGGAGAAAAUUGUUAAUGUGGAGCUUGUGUUCGAAUCUGCUCCAUUUCCAGCAAUAACAGUGUGCAAUUUGAACCCGUUCAAAAAUCACUUGGCACGAAGUGUUCCGGAAAUAUCUGAAACGCUGGACGCAUUCCACCAGGCAGUUGUCUAUAGUAAUGACGCGACAAUGGACGAGUUAAGCGGUCGUGGAAGACGGAGCUUAAAUGAUGGCCCUUCCUUCAAAUAUUUGCAAUAUGAACCUGUUUACUCGGAUUGCUCGUGUGUUCCGGGACGACAGGAGUGCAUAGCUCAAACUUCUGCACCCCGAACACUGGAAAACGCAUGCAUUUGCAAUUAUGAUCGGCAUGACGGAAGUGCAUGGCCAUGCUACAGUGCUCAAACAUGGGAAAAGUCAAUUUGUCCGGAAUGCAAUGAUAUUGGGUUUUGCAAUGUGCCGAAUACAACGGGGUCCGGAAAUAUUCCUUGCUAUUGCCAACUGGAAAUGGGAUACUGUGUAUUCCAGCCAGAAUCUCGCGUAAGAAGAAUUUGGGAAUUUCAAGGGAAUAAAAUUCCCGAAAAGGGUAGUCCACUGCGCAAAGAAUAUAUGGAGCAACUAACACAACUCGGAUAUGGCAACAUGACUGAUCAAGUAGCUAUUACAACGCAGGCUAAGGAAAAAAUGAUUCUCAAAAUGUCUGGCCUUCAUCCACAACGUAGAGCUGCUCUUGGCUAUGGUAAAUCGGAGUUGAUUAAAAUGUGUUCGUUCAAUGGGCAGCAGUGCAAUAUAGACACGGAGUUCAAACUUCACAUUGAUCCGUCAUUUGGAAACUGUUACACAUUCAAUGCAAAUCCGGAAAAGAAGUUGGCCAGCAGUAGAGCGGGGCCUAGUUACGGUCUUCGGUUGAUGAUGUUUGUGAAUUCUUCGGAUUAUCUACCGACAACCGAAGCAACAGGAGUACGCAUUGCAAUUCAUGGAAAAGAGGAAUGCCCUUUUCCUGAUACCUUCGGGUAUUCUGCACCAACAGGCGUCAUCUCGUCUUUUGGUAUUUCACUAAGAAAUAUUAACCGUCUCCCUCAACCAUAUGGAAACUGCUUGCAAAAGGAUAAUCCACAAUCGAGAAGUAUUUACAAAGGUUAUAAGUAUGAGCCAGAAGGGUGCUUUCGUUCUUGCUACCAAUAUCGAAUAAUUGCAAAGUGUGGUUGUGCGGACCCUAGAUAUCCGAAACCCUGGAAAAGAAGUGCUUGGUGUGACAGCACUAAUACCACAACCUUAAACUGCCUCACGACAGAAGGUGCCAAAUUGUCAACAAAAGAAAAUCAGAAGCACUGCAAAUGUAUUCAGCCAUGCCAGCAAGAUCAAUACACAACAACGUAUUCAGCAGCAAAGUGGCCGAGCGGAAGUAUACAAACAUCGUGUGACAAUCAUUCAAAAGAUUGCAAUUCUUAUUUAAGAGAACACGCCGCAAUGAUUGAAAUUUAUUAUGAACAAAUGAGCUAUGAGAUAUUGAGAGAAUCUGAGUCGUAUUCUUGGUUCAACUUGAUGGCCGAUAUGGGUGGCCAAGCUGGCUUGUUUUUAGGCGCAAGCAUUAUGAGCGUGAUUGAGUUUUUAUUCUUCGCUGUCCGAACUCUUGGAAUUGCAUGUAAGCCAAGAAGAUGGAGGCAGAAAACGGAAUUAUUACGAGCUGAAGAAUUGAAUGAUGCGGAAAAAGGAGUAUCCACAAAUAAUAAUUGAUUUUUGAUCUCUGUGGAAUUCAAAUGUGAAUAAACAGGUUU
Molecule: messenger RNA, 2196 nt
Organism: Caenorhabditis elegans
Lineage: Eukaryota; Metazoa; Nematoda; Chromadorea; Rhabditida; Rhabditidae
Gene: del-1
Product: Degenerin del-1
Exons: 16
Coding region: 146-2155 (669 amino acids)
Biological process (GO): monoatomic ion transport; sodium ion transport
Cellular component (GO): membrane
Molecular function (GO): sodium channel activity; monoatomic ion channel activity
Source: RefSeq, marked reviewed